CCUCGCAGCAAUAUAAGGAUCGGCCUCUCCGCCCCGCCCGCCGCCUCCACCUCCUGCCUCCCACCUCUCCACUCCCAAACCCUUCGCCGGCGACGAUGGCGGUCGUGGAGCCUGCCCCCGGCGGCGACGUGAAGCUCUUCAACCGCUGGACCUUCGAGGACGUCCAGGUGAACGACAUCUCGCUGAACGACUACCUGGCGGUGACGGCGACGAAGCACUACACGUUCCUGCCGCACUCGGCGGGGCGCUACUCGGCCAAGCGAUUCCGCAAGGCGCAGUGCCCCAUCAUCGAGCGCCUCACCAACUCGCUCAUGAUGCACGGACGCAACAACGGCAAGAAGAUCAUGGCCGUGCGCAUCAUCAAGCACACCAUGGAGAUCAUCCACCUCCUCACCGACUCCAACCCCAUCCAGAUCAUCGUCGACGCCAUCAUCAACAGUGGGCCACGGGAGGAUGCCACCCGUAUUGGUUCUGCUGGUGUUGUGAGGAGGCAGGCUGUGGAUAUCUCCCCCCUCAGGAGGGUGAACCAGGCCAUCUACCUGCUCACCACUGGUGCCAGGGAGAGCGCUUUCAGGAAUAUCAAAACUAUUGCUGAGUGCCUCGCUGAUGAGUUGAUCAAUGCCGCCAAGGGCUCAUCCAACAGCUAUGCCAUCAAGAAGAAGGAUGAGAUUGAGCGUGUUGCCAAGGCGAACCGUUAAGAUGGAUGUGCAUCUGAGGGUCUCGUUGCGUUGGCUGGAGAGAUUUUGAACUGUGUUCUUGUUUACCUGAUGAUAUCUAGUUUUGUUUUAGCGUUUUAUCGCGAACAUUUAGUGGAAUGUAAGAUGGCAGACUUGUGUCUGGUGCUUGUCUUGUGAGACUGAUUCAUGUAAUCCUGUUCCUACAUAUUUAAUCUUUGUAGGUGCAUUUCAUGAUGCAACCUAUCAUGAACGUUA
Lolium perenne is the source of this 932-nucleotide messenger RNA. RefSeq names its product small ribosomal subunit protein uS7. NCBI's taxonomy places the organism in Eukaryota, Viridiplantae, Streptophyta, Magnoliopsida, Poales, Poaceae. Gene Ontology annotation, biological process: translation. Gene Ontology annotation, molecular function: RNA binding; structural constituent of ribosome. The record is from RefSeq and is a predicted model, not a curated record. Gene Ontology annotation, cellular component: small ribosomal subunit.